Messenger RNA from Bacillus rossius redtenbacheri, 4925 nucleotides. RefSeq lists its product as uncharacterized. NCBI's taxonomy places the organism in Eukaryota, Metazoa, Arthropoda, Insecta, Phasmatodea, Bacillidae. The transcript is spliced from 27 exons. The record is from RefSeq and is a predicted model, not a curated record. The coding region runs from base 212 to 4672 and encodes 1486 amino acids.
CAUUUUAGGUUUCCAUCAUUGUCCGACUCCGACUGUACCUUCUUUUCCUCAAAUAAUUACACUCCGUCAAUGUUUUGGUUGCACUGCUGGUAACCACAUGUUUGUCACCUCCCUCCUUUUUCUUUGUUUGUAUGUAACACAGCCGUCAGGUUUGAAUGAAAGGGUACUGCAGGUGAAGUAGUAGAGGCCGCGAGAGGAGCCGGCCUCCGCCAUGAAGGUCCUCCGCAUCAGCGACGGCGACGAGGCGCUCUUCGGCAGCGAGUUCCUGCCGGACCACUUCAAGUUCUACCUGCAGCACGGCGACGCCUUCCAGUGCAUGUGGAAGGAGCAGGGUCCCGGGUUUUGGGUGAGGUUCGUCAUCUCUCUUCGCAACUUCAUGAUGCUGCACAAGAAAUUCGUCAUAAAUGUGAAUGAAAACGAAAUUCUUAAGAGUAAAAUCAUCAAAGGCUGUGAAGAUGCAUAUUGUAAAAUUAUUGAUGACUUUACAGCAAAAUCAUGUUCUGCCCUUAAGACGUUUCUUGCGAAUGUAGCAACAGUAGCUGAAAAUAAGCAUAACUUGGUCAAAAUUUCACAUAAGUAUCUGGUUCACGAUCCUUUCUACAGCAAGUUGUCUCGUGUAGCAUUCAGGGAGUUAUUCGGUGACCCAACAUCAAAGGAAACUUUUAUAACGAUGUGCGACAAAAUGAUGGUGUAUCUUCACGCGGCGGGCUCUGUGUGCGUGCUUCUGAAGCGUUGGACCGUGGCCAAGGAAGAAACGUCGCACGUAAAGAACAUCUCCUGGAAGCCACCUGACAGCUGGAACAACAUGACCAUGCUCUGUGGUUUCGAAAUGCAUCUGCAUCGCAAGUUUGGAGAAAAACUAUUCGAAUUAAUUGGAUUGAACAAACAGUAUGACUGGGUGGCUAAAGUGGGAGCGACAGAGGCGGAGCUGAAGAAGCGGGUGGUGCGGCACAUGGCCAGCGGCAGCAAGAAGCUGCUGCCGUGGAAGCCGCUGGACCGGGAGUGGACCCAGAAGAAGCUGGCCGGCCGCGACGUGCGCCUGCACCUGACCAAGCUCGUGUGGUCCGCCCACUGGCUCUCGCUCUCCGACUUCUCUCCGCUCUGGGUUGAUACAGGAGAGAACGUGUUUCAAGAGAACAGUCGGGAUCAGUGUUCUGUUCAGAUCAGUGUGGCCAUGUACAACCAUGUGUUCGGUCCCAAAUUUUUCACUUUACUUUUCAAGCAGUUCAAUCAAUUAAAAACUCAACUGGAUGAUGGAACACUUAAGGAAUUGGAACACUACCAAUGGCUCGGAAAAAAAUGUGGACUUUCUAAGACCAAAUGGAAUGAAAUAAUUCAUAGCCACCAAGUACUGCAGAAAAUCAUACCAGUUUUUCGAACUAAAACUGAGGAAAUGCUUAAAUUUAUGGAGAUUAGCGAAAAUUGCUCCCUCCCUGUUUUGGAUGAAGACAUGUACGCAACGCUGGCAGCGUGGAAUCUUCCCUUGGCGAAGGACUAUUUUGAUAAUGCACUCUGCUGGAUAGCAUGCCUGGAGGAGCUGGUGUCGCCGCUGGCCGUGUUCCCCGUGCUGCGCGAGCUGCAGCAGCCCCUGGAGCGUGCCCUGGCCGUGCUGCGGCAGGGCAAGUUCUGCGCGCAGGUGGGCGUCGUGUACGUGGACGAACUCGAGCACCUCUACGGGAAAGGGGACUCCACUUGGCUCAGCCUGGUGGAGCACCACGAGACUAUUCAGGAUGUGGUGCUGAGGCUGUGGCUGGGCGACUGGUUGCCGGAACUAUUGGACUCCCUGCAGGAGCUGGUGGACGCUGCCUGGUCCAAGCACGAGCUCAAGGACGGCAUCACCAGCAGCCCCAACAGGCAGCGCAUCUUCCCCAAGUUCUCCAACCUCGACGCCUUUCCCAGCGUCGAGCUUUUAUUUAUCGACAACCCCCGACAUUUUGCAUAUUGGAUACCGGCAGUACCUGAACUUGACAAACAGAAUAAUAACUUCACUAAAGUCCGAGCGGUGUGGAAGGAGUUCUGCAGCAAGGUAGAAAGAGGCAAGCACAGUGCUAGUUGGAACGUGAAGGUCAAGGAAUGGAGUAGCUUCAAUAAAGAACUAACGAGUGAAGAGAAAAUAAUGUUCGAGCGUAUGAAUUGGAAACCAGCAAGUAUUCAAGAGUUUGUAGAUGACGUGAAAGAAGCGCUUGGUAUGAUACGAGAAGAUGGUCAUCUUGCAUAUGAUAUAUUUUCGAAAACUAAUGAGUGGCUUAAAUCUGUUGUUCUUUUGAACAAGUCAAACAAAUCUAGUCCAGUUUUAGAAAAAAUGAUGGAAGAUCUAAAUUUCUUUCAUCAGCAUGGGUGUUUGUACAUGAUGUGUAAGAGUGCUGUUACUGCCAUUGAGAGAGUGAGUGUGAAACGGGCCAUGUUCGUGUCGCAGCUGUGCCAACAAGCCACCAGACAGAUGGCGGUGUCGUCCAGCAAGGUCGUGUGUCUGGCUCAGGUCAUAGUUGCAGAAAAAGAAAAAUUGGUACCGUGCCCUUCAAAAAAUUGGUUUGAUAAAAUCUCGUCAUUUCUGUUGGACUUUGUGAUGGAAACGUCUAGUGGUAACUUGAAGCAGGUAAAUGCCAAACUGGACAAACUUAGCAAACAGUUUUGGGACAAAAAGGUGUUGCAACAUUCUGAUGAGGAUGAUAAUGUAAAUAAUGAUAAUAUCAUCGAUAAUGAUUCUGCAAAUAAAAUCUACCAUCAAGAUGAUGGCUCGAAAAAGAAAAUAAACUGUGAAAAUGAUGCUGAGUCGACAAAGCAAAUAAACUCUCAUAAGAAUAAUCACUCAACUGAUAUAAUGAAUUCUCAAGAAAAUGGUAACACUACUAAUACUCUGAAGUUUCAAGAAAUGAAUAGCUCAAAAACUAAAAUUAAGGGCUCCGUAUAUAAAGAUGAUGAAACAUUAACAAAAUUAAAAAUGUCACUAGAUAACGAUAAGAUCAAAAUUUCUCAAAGUAGUGUGAAUGCAACAAAUAAAAGUCUAAUCUUUGUAGACAGUUCUGACUCGACAGGAAUUAAUAAUAAAGAUAAUGACGCUCGUAGAGAUAGAGCAACGCAAGUGGAAUCAAUUGCAGUGAGUUGGGAUGAUGCUCAGUACGAGUUAUCCUGUAAGUGGCAGGAGCUCGUCAAGAAGGCAGUGAGCCACUGCUACCAACUGUCCGCAGCAUAUCGCCAGCAGGGCAGAGAUGUGUCUCACCAGCAGUUCCCACACUGGCACACUCUCUUGUGGUUCAUGCGUGAGGAGAUCAGCUACUCCGGAGCGUGCGUGGAUUUCAAGGACGAUGUUGGCGACACGGAGGAGUUGUUCAAGAAGGAGCUGAUGGGUCGCCGCCUGGCGUGGAUGGAGGCAGAGGUGGAGAAAUGGUGUGCAGAUUCGUCGCUGAGGAAGGGACUAGACCAGCUGUCUGCUGCCCCGGCAGACAGCGCCGGCGUGAUGCAGCUUCACGCGUCCGCUCGCGUGCGCGUCCUGUUCUCAGACGUCAUCAUCAGGUCCUUCGUGGCGAGCAAGCUGGGGACACUAACCUUCGCCUUCGACACCAUCAGACAUGCCACCAUUGACUUGGUGAACCACUGGAGUUUCUUCAUGCUCAAUCUUGUGACCAACGAUCCUGAGUUCUGGAGAGACAUGUCUGUGCUCAUGACCAACUUCACUGCGUUCUUGGAAAUAUUUGCGGACUACACGGACACGUACCGGGACCACAUGGUUGGCAAGGAAGGAGUUAAUUUUUACGAGACGUGGGAUUUGAAUAAGCCGUGGGUGCCUGACUCCGCUGAUCACUACAGGGUUGCCAUAUUGGCACUCCUGCGCUUCAACCUCGUCAGUUUUUACAUUUUUAUUACGAGCGAGCUUCCUCUUCUAGUUAAUCUCCAUAUCGAUCUUUUUACUCAAGUGUUGGAUGACAUAGCAAAGUUUUUCUUCUGUUUCGCAAGCAACAAGUUUUUGUACGAAGUGAUGCCAGGGGGGAUGGCAGAGGCUAAAACCCAGCUGGAGUCUCUGUGGCAGGAGACUAAAAUCUUGCAACCUCCAAACAAGAUCGACAUGCAAAUGCUGUCGCAGCUCCCAGAAGUCAUACUGGGCGACAAGUCCUGGAGGUCGCUGAUAGAGAGCUACCUGAACGGUCGCUUCGAUGCCAUCGCCACGAAGCUCUCGCUGUCUGGCACCAAGUCCGCCGCUCCCAGCCAGGGCAACGCCGCAACGAAAGCUGCGAGCAAGAGCAAGAAGAAGCAGAGCGCAGCGAGACCGGAGAGCAGAGACGAGGUGAGCGUCUCGGUGGUGCAGUGGGACGAGGCGGCCAACAACCUGGUGAUGAAGAGCAUCACGGUGAGCCGCUGGAGCGGCGCGGAUGCCCCGUGCGACGGCGCGAAGGCCAAGGGCCUUGCCAACGGCGCGCCGCCUCAGAGGGCCUCUUCCAUCGCAAACAACACCGGCGGUCUGCCCCAGAGCACAGCUGCCGUUAAAGUGAAACCACUGCGUUGCUGUGCGUACUGCAAGACGGUGGAGCCCAGCCCGCGAGCGUACAUGAAGUGUGCCCUGUGCAAGCAACACAACUUCCGGCCGCCCAUGUUCUACUGCGGGCAGGAGUGUCACGCCAAGCACUGGACAGAAGGGCAUGGUGCUCAGCACGCUGCCUUCACUGCUGCCAACUGAAGAUGCCACAUUCCUUGCCAGCCCAGUACUGUAAUCUAGUAUUAAAUAUUCUUGAGCCUGUUCGUUGGAACAGUUAAUAGUGCAAGUUGAGUUGUGCAUUUUAUGUACUUGUGUUUUCCAAGCAUUGAAUUUAUCAGUGCAGUUAACAGGACUGUUUUCUAAGUGUUACAUUAGUGGCUCAAAAAAUUCCAACAAUAUUUUUUAUAUCUUAUAUGUGUAUUUUUUAAUAAUAAAUUGUAAAUAAUUUUUGAAA